This is a messenger RNA of Cavia porcellus (domestic guinea pig), 3613 nucleotides long. It is a transcript of the gene Niban2, whose product is annotated as niban apoptosis regulator 2. The record is from RefSeq and is a predicted model, not a curated record. Bases 16 to 2376 code for a protein of 786 amino acids. The transcript is spliced from 14 exons. NCBI's taxonomy places the organism in Eukaryota, Metazoa, Chordata, Mammalia, Rodentia, Caviidae.
AGGAGCUGGGUAUGCAUGGUGCUGCAUGCCAGUAACCCCAGCAUUCGGGAGGUUGAGGCAGGAGCAUCUCUGGGCCAGCCUGAGCAGCCUCAUGAGUUCAAGUCCAUCCUGAGCUGUGUAGCAAAGUGUCCAGUCUACUUUCUGGGAUCUGCCCCUUUUGGGAGAUGUACUGGCCCAUCCAGAGAAAGAGACCAGCGUGGAGACACAGCUGGUGAGAAAACUGAGAAGAUCCUGCGGGAGUUCGUCCAGUUCUACGAGGACCAGUAUGGCGUCGCACUUUUUAACAGCAUGCGCCACGAGAUUGAGGGCACCGGGAUGCCGCAGGCACAGCUGCUUUGGCGCAAGGUGCCGCUGGACGAGCGCAUCAUCUUCUCGGGGAACCUCUUCCAGUACCAGGAGGACAGCAAGAAGUGGAGGAACCGCUUCAGCCUGGUGCCCCACAACUACGGGCUGGUGCUGCAUGAGAACAAAGUGGCCUAUGAGCGGCAGGUCCCACCCCGCGCCAUCAUCAACAGUGCCGGCUACAAAGUCCUCACCUCGCUGGACCAAUACCUGGAGCUGGUUGGCAACUCCUUACCAGGGACCACAUCAAAACCGGGUAGCACCCCCAUCUUCAAGUGCCCCACCCAGUUCCCACUGAUCCUCUGGCAUCCUUAUGCACGACACUACUACUUUUGCAUGAUGACAGAAGCCGAGCAGGACAAGUGGCAGGCGGUGGUGCAGGACUGCGUCCGGCACUGCAAUAACGGCAUCCCCGAGGACUCCAAGGUGGAGGGCCCGGCUUUCACAGAUGCCAUCCGCAUGUACCGCCAGGCCAAGGAGCUGUACGGCACCUGGGAGAUGCUGUGCGGGAACGAGGUGCAGAUCCUGAGCAACCUGGUAAUGGAGGAGCUGGGCCCCGAGCUGAAGGCAGAGCUUGCACCGAGGCUGAAGGGGAAACUGCAGGAGCGGCAACGACAGUGGAUCCAGAUCUCAGACUCCGCAUACCGUAUGGUGUAUGAGCGGGUCAAGGUGCUUUUCGAGGAGACGCUGUCCAAGCUGCAGCGGGCCCGGCCCGCCAUGGAGGCGACCAUCCGCACGGACAUGGACCAGAUCAUCACCUCCAAGGAGCACCUGGCCAGCAAGAUUCGAGCGUUUAUCCUGCCCAAGGCGGAAGUGUGUGUGCGGAACCACGUCCAGCCCUAUAUCUCGUCCAUCCUGGAGGCCCUCAUGGUACCCACCAGCCAGGGCUUCACCGAGGUGCGGGAUGUCUUCUUCAAGGAGGUCACCGACAUGAACCUGAACGUGAUCAACGAGGGUGGCAUCGACAAGCUGGGCGAGUACAUGGAGAAGCUGUCCCAGCUAGCCUACCACCCGCUGAAGAUGCAGGGAUGCUACGACAAGAUGGAGCCGCUGCGGCUCGAUGGGCUGCAGCAGCGCUUUGAUGUGUCCAGCACCUCCGUGUUCAAGCAGCGCGCCCAGAUCCUCAUGCGCGAGCAAAUGGACAAUGCAGUGUACACCUUCGAGACGUUGCUGCACCAGGAGCUGGGAAAGGGGCCCACGCGGGAGGAGCUGUGCAAGUCCAUCCAGCGCAUCCUGGAGCGGGUACUCAAGAAAUAUGACUACGACAGCAGCACGGUGCGCAAGCGGUUCUUCCGGGAGGCGCUGCUGCAGGUCACCAUCCCCUUCCUGCUCAAGAAGCUGGCGCCCACCUGCAAGUCGGAGCUGCCCCGCUUCCAGGAGCUGAUCUUCGAGGACUUUGCCAGGUUCCUCCUGGUCGAGAACACAUACGAGGAGGUGGUGCUGCAGACCGUCAUGAAGGACAUACUGCAGGCUGUGAAGGAGGCCGCAGUGCAGCGGAAGCACAACCUGUACCGGGACAGCGUGGUCCUGCACAACAGUGACCCCAACCUGCACCUGCUGGCCGAGGGUGCGCCCAUCGACUGGGGUGAAGAAUACGGUGACCGUGGUGAUGGUGGUGGGGGCAGCCCGGGUCCUGUGGCCCCCGAAGGGGCCACCCUUUCGGAGAAGCGCCGGCGCGCCAAGCAGGUGGUGUCUGUGGUCCAGGAUGAGGAGGCAGGGCUGCCUCUCGAGGUGGGCUCUGAGCCAUCCCCAGCGUGCCCAGCAUCCCCGGACAGUGUCAACACGAUCCGAAGCCUUCUGUCCCAGGAUCUGCAGGCUGAGAGCCCCCUGCUCAAUGGGGCCCCGGUCCAGGAGACCCCCCAGCCCGAGGCAGUCCCCGAGAUGCCCCCGCAUCUCCCCCCUGAGAAGGCUGUGGACCUUGAGCCCUCCAACCCCACCAACCAGGAGACCGGGGAGCAGGUGUCCAGCCCCGGUGGCUGCACCCUGAUCCACACCACCUCUGAGGACAGCUCGGGGGUGCAGACGGAGUUUUAGGCUCGGCUGAGCGGCUGCUUCCUUGGAGGCACCAGCGGGCUCAGGGGGCCCUGGGCAGGGGCAGUGCUCUGUGCCCACUGAGUCACUUUACUGGGUGCGGCCCAGCCUCGGCUGCUCCCCAUCUUCCCUUCUGUGGGCUGAUCUUGGAUGCAGGGUCUGGUUUCCAGGCUUUCUCUUUGUGCUGGGGGUUCAGUGCAGCUGGAGGGGACCGGGGUGCUCCUCCAUCCUACCCUGUUUCUGGCACCUCCAUUUCCCUGUGGGUCUUGCCAUCCCGGAGGGAGAAGGAUGGGUGCGGGGCGCUGCCCCUAAGUCUGGGAAGCUGGCGAAUUGACCUCAUCCCACCAGGGGGCGUGCUGGGGCCCCAUUUCCGUCCUGCCACCCCAGGCUACCCUGCCUGGCUGAGGGUGCUGGAAGAGGGGGUCACCAAGUGGGGAUAGGAGAGUGCUGUAUGUGGCCCUGUUCCUGAGGGGAGUGGUGAGGGGCCAUGGAUGCGAGAAAGACCUGGGACGUGCUGAUAUGUGUGGUGAGAAGUGUCGGAGAGAUGAGUUGAGGUUGGGGUGCGUGAGCUGUGUAGGAGGCUCCAGGCUGAGGGGGCAGAGUGUGUCUUGGGAAGUGGGGGAUCUGGGGGGGCCUCUGCACACACCUGUUUCUCCCAGUCCCCACCGGUCUCCAGCCUGCUGCCUGGGAUCCAGGGUGGUCUUGGAGUUCCCUGCCCCCUGCCCUGUUGGCCUUGGUUCACCUUUUGACCUGGCAGAUUGCUUGGAGGCCUAGUGUUACCUCCCUGCCACCUCCAAGGGACCUGGACAGGGCUUCCAAGGGCAAGUGGGGCACGGCCUCUGCUGCCUCUGAGCCCCAAGUCACCUGACCUUCGAAAUUCUGGGUCCUGCUCUAAAAAUGCCCUCAUGAAUCACCUGGGGCUUGGUGUGGCCUCCACUGCUUGGUCUGAGUGCGAAGGUCAGGCUGAGGAAGCCCUGGGGUGGCAGCCCCCACCCAGGGUCCCACUUGGCAACUCUGUGCUCCAGACCUGCUCCUCAGGGCAGGGACCUUAGACCCACAGGAUGGCAGCGGGUGCUCAGGGACCCCUAGCCCCCCAGGCCCAAUGUUGGCUGCAUCACUAACUUCUUCGGAUGUUCCCCUCUAGUGCCUUGGGGGUUUCAAUCAGCCUUUCCGGAUAUGGUAUUGCAAAUACUAUGCAAACUGUUUAAGCUUCUGCUAAUCAAUAAAUGCUUUAUUUAAA